This is a messenger RNA of Dibothriocephalus latus, 324 nucleotides long. Lineage: Eukaryota; Metazoa; Platyhelminthes; Cestoda; Diphyllobothriidea; Diphyllobothriidae. The record is from the annotation of a GenBank genome assembly.
AUGCGCCUGGAUUACCACGGUCUGGUUUUAUUUUUCAUCCUGCACAAUUUCCAGAACGUUGUGGGUCGUCUAGUUGGACUACGCACGGAGAAUUUGCCCUCUCCAAAUCAUGAUAUCAUUCAACGCCUGGAGAAGGUAUUGCGGUUCGUCAGUUUCGAUGAAAAGGGCCGGCGACGUCCAUCACCCCCCAGUGUUCGCUCUGUGCGCUAUGUCUCACCAAAGGGAUUCGAGUCCGCGCGCAAAAGUCGCCUUAAUUACGCCAUCAGGCACCUCAUCCUAAUUGAUAUUUUGCCGUCAGCAAUUCAGUCAGUCUACGUUUUGUGA